AUGGUUAACGCUCCCGAAAUCGGCAAAGUGCUCCCUUCGUGGUGGAAGGAAGGCGUCGUGACCUAUCAAGUCUAUCCCGCUUCGUUCAAGGACGACAAUGGCGACGGACUAGGCGACCUCCGUGGCGUGAUCAACAAGCUCGACUACAUUAAGUCGCUCGGCGUCGACGCGAUCUGGUUGUCGCCGCAUUACAAGUCGCCGCGAGUCGACGAGGGCUACGACAUCUCGGACUACAACGACAUCCACGAACCCUUCGGAACGCUCGCAGACUGCCAGGAGCUUAUCGACGGUGCUCACGCUCGCGGACUCAAGAUCCUCUUCGACCUCGUCGUCAACCAUACCUCUGACAAGCAUGCCUGGUUUGAGGAGAGUCGUUCGUCGAAGACGAACCCGAAGCGCAACUGGUACUUUUGGCGCCCGCCCCGCUAUAUUGACGGCGUCAGGCAUCCUCCGAACAACUGGCGUUCCGUCUUUGGCGGCAGCAUCUGGGAAUGGGACGAGAAGACGGAGGAGUACUAUCUUCACUACUUCUGCGUCGAGCAGCCCGACCUGAACUGGGAGAACCCGGAGGUUCGACGGGCCAUAUACGAAGACGCAGUCGUGUUCUGGCUCGAGCGCGGCGUCGACGGCUUCCGCAUCGACACUGUAAACAUGUACUCCAAGUACCUCGACUUCCCCGACGCUCCCGUUGUCGCUCCCGAGACGCCCUACCAGCCUGCAGGCCAGUUCUUCACCAAUGGACCACGGCUUGGCGAGUUCCUUCGGGAGAUGCGACGCGAGACAUUCGCCAAGUACGACUGCUUCACCAUCGGCGAGCUCCCUCACACUCCUUCACUCGAGAAGAUCCUCUCGUACAUCUCGACGGAUGCCGAAGCGCUCGACUGCACCAUCCUCUUCGACGUGAUGGACCUCGACCACAAGGGCGGUCAGUACCCCUUGAUGGCGUGCGACUGGACUUUGCAAGAGUUCAAGCGCCUCACGGCGUUCGCGCAGCAGCUCGCCGACCCGCAGAACAAGGCGCACGCCCUUUCCUACAUCGAGAACCACGAUCAAGCUCGCGCAAUUACUCGCUUCGCUUCGGACGCCCCCGAGCACCGCGUCGCGUCCGGCAAGCUGAUCGCGACCUACCUCCUCACCCUCUCCGGCUCGCUCAUCAUCUACGAGGGUCAAGAGAUCGGUAUGAUCAAUGCGCCGAAGGAUUGGGACAUCACUGAGGAGUACAAGGACGUCAACACUAUCAACACUUGGCGCGAGAUCCAGCACGACGCGAAGGUGCAGAACAAUGCCGACCUCCUCGCUCGUGGCAAGGCCGGCAUUCAGCUCACCGCGCGCGACCACGCCCGCACGCCGAUGCAGUGGGACCGCUCGCCCAACGCCGGCUUCUCCAAGAACUCGAAGGUCAAGCCUUGGAUGCGCGUCAUGGAUUCGUACCUCGAAGGGAUCAACGUCGCCGACCAGGAGAACGACCCCGAGUCGGUCCUCAACUUCUAUCGCCGCCUCCUCAAGCUUCGCAACGAGCAGCGCGAGCUCCUCGUGCUCGGCAAAUUCGACCUCGUCGACCCGCAGAACAGCAAGACGAUGGUGUACACCAAGACCUCGCGCGACGGCUCGAAGAAGGCGCUCGUCGUCCUCAACUUCUCCAGCGAGAAGCAGCCGCUCGAAAUCCCCGCCGACCUCCAGGGCAAGCCGAGCAAGAUGCUCUUCUCCACGCUCGAGAACGCGGCCGAUGCGGAGCUCGCGGCGUACGAGGCGCGCGUCUUCGUGUUCUAG
This is a messenger RNA of Rhodotorula toruloides NP11, 1770 nucleotides long. RefSeq names its product alpha-glucosidase, glycoside hydrolase family 13 protein. Gene Ontology annotation, molecular function: alpha-amylase activity. The coding region runs from base 1 to 1770 and encodes 589 amino acids. The record is from RefSeq and is a predicted model, not a curated record. Lineage: Eukaryota; Fungi; Basidiomycota; Microbotryomycetes; Sporidiobolales; Sporidiobolaceae. The transcript is spliced from 7 exons. Gene Ontology annotation, biological process: oligosaccharide catabolic process.